GUUAGUUCGGUCUAUUUUUUUCAGUUCAUAUGAAUAAUGCUCACCCUAGCCGUGGGCAAUCGAGCUUGUUUUAGGCCCUGUCGGGCAAGUGCGGCAGAGGAAGAAAUGGAGAAGUCGGACAAAAGCAACAAGUGCCGCAAGAGGAAGAUGAGCAAAUAUGAAACACCUUCUGUCAUGGACAAUACUGAAACCAUCUUUGCUCUCAUAUUAGCAACCCUCUGCAAUCAUGGAAACGGACCCAAUUCUCAGUCUUUUCUUAAAACAUACAUAAAUCAACUAUACGCCUCUCUCUUUUCAAAAUCCCUAAAUUCUAUUCCCCUUUACAUUCUCUCUUUGUUCCCCAUCCUUCUCAGUUCUAAGUUUCCAGACAUUGCGUGUCGGAGCGCAAAGAUUGUGGGGGCCGCUUCACUAUUGUCCUUGGAAAUGAAUGAACGAAUUUCUUUGGAUGGAGAAAUUGUGAAGGUUUUGGUAUCGGCUUUAGGGAGUUCCAGUAGGAGAGUUUCAAUGGCUGCAUGUAAUGCCCUUUUGGAUUUGUCCACCACUACCAUUGGAAGGCUGCGUUUAUUGGAGUUCUCUGCUCUGGAGAAGCUUAUUAUUAAAUUUCUUCAGGUUCCAUUAUCUUCAACCUUGAUUUUUUUGUGCAAUGAAGACAACAGAAGUGUAGCCUGUGCCAAGAUAGCAUUUAAAGAAGAUAGACACAUACUGUCAAUUCUUCAUGCUGCUUUAUCUCUAAUUAACACUUGCAACCUUGAGCGAUUGGAAAAGGUCCCAGGGAAUCUGUCUGAAACUUUCUUGCUAUUUUUGAAGAAGCUGUGGACAAAAGUACAUAGGCAAAUGCUACUUGGUGACCUUUUGAUAUUUAUUCCGGAUAGAAAAUUAUGUAUAAGCAAUAUCACUAUUAACAAUCUGGCAGAAGGCAUUUUUAGGCUUUCAAGUGGUGCCAAUCAAUUUGCUCCAUUGCCGUCUCUUUUGGUCAAAAGAAGGAUUUUUGGUUUGAGCGAGGAUAGUUUUGAAACUUUCAUGUUACACCACUGGGAGGCAUCACCAUUUAUUGUGAGAAGGCCCUCCACAUCUUUACUUGAGGAUGACAUUUUUAGUUCAUUCACAGAAUCUCUGAACUAUAAAGAAUUGUCUUAUUCAUUUAUCUCUCUUAUGCUUCAAAGUUUCAUUUCUUGUCUGCCUAUUGGUUCAGAUGAAUUAGACAUCUUAAAUUUCCUAGAGGAGGUAAGAAAUGAAUUGGGCUGCCCUAUAAUCUACCAGCAGGAUCUACGGGUGCUGAGAACGGAUAAACAAUCAAAAAGGGAGAAGCAUUUAUUUCAUGAGAAUUUAGAUCCAUUUUGCAUUAAGACUCGCAAAUUUUUCUCUAUUGAUGAUAUUAUGAAGUGUGAAGAAGCAUGCAAAGAGGGUUAUACAAUUGCUGUCAGAGGCAUGGAGUUUCGCUAUGCAAGUAUUGCAGCUGUGGCAGACACUUUAGCAUCUUUGUUUGGUCAACCUUCAGUAGGUGCAAAUUUGUAUGUGACACCACCUAAUUCUCAGGGAUUGGCUCGUCACUGUGAUGACCACUGCGUGUUUGUAUGCCAACUCUUUGGAAAUAAGCAAUGGACAGUUUUUUCUCAACCAAACUAUCAGCUACCUCGCUUGUAUGAUCCUCUUGAUAGCCAACAGUAUUUGGACUCUGAGAGUUCAUUGGCUGGUUGCAGAAAGUUCUUUCUAAGGGAAGGUGAUGUUUUAUAUGUCCCGAGAGGCUUUGCUCACGAGGCAUGUACAAAUGAUCAUGCGCCUGGUGAACUUGAAAAACCUUCCUUGCACAUCACAUUUGGAAUUGAGGUGGAACCUCUUUUUGAGUGGGCGGGAUUUGCACAUGUUGCACUUCAACGUUGGAACCAGAACGAGAAAGAGCCUGAUCAUGCUGUAAUUGAGCCAUUGUUUGGUCGCUGUAAUGUGAUUACGGUAAAUCUGUUGCAUGCUAUGAUUGAAUUACUUGGUGCUUCUGAUCCUACAUUUAGGAAGGCUUGCUUGGUUGGUGCGAUUCCUUUGCCAUUGGACAGGAAGGAUUGGCUUUAUUAUAACCAGAAAACCACUUUCAGUUAUCUGAUCAGUAAAAUUAGUACGGAAUCCAGGUUCUUGGAAGCCCUCAGGCUGGUGGAAGUGGCUAUUGGGAAGAAAGAUCCUUUUCAGGGGAUGAGGUGGCUUCAUCUUCUUAAUAAUGAGAAAGAAACCAUCCGAGGAUAUGGCUGGAAUACGUCUUUCACUGAAAUUGAAAAUUUGUUUCCAGUAUACAUUCAGCACCAAGACCUUGCAGAAGCCGCAUUCAUGCAAAUUAAAACUAAGUUCUGUGAUGAGAUAUCAUUUGAGGACGUGGUCGAUGGCUAUAAAAUGCUAUUUGAGAAGUAUAAGAAGGCACGAAAGCAAUAUAUGAAUGGAAUGCUUUCCCUGCAUUGUAGGUAAUUUUGUCCCCAUUGGUCAUCAUGUAAUAACUUUUUCUAUGAACAAAAACUAAAAAUUAGUAAAUUCUCUUUUUUUUCCUCU
This is a messenger RNA of Manihot esculenta (cassava), 2529 nucleotides long. RefSeq lists its product as uncharacterized. Gene Ontology annotation, molecular function: histone H3K36 demethylase activity; histone H3K4 demethylase activity. The transcript has 4 exons. The record is from RefSeq and is a predicted model, not a curated record. The coding region runs from base 37 to 2448 and encodes 803 amino acids. Lineage: Eukaryota; Viridiplantae; Streptophyta; Magnoliopsida; Malpighiales; Euphorbiaceae. Gene Ontology annotation, cellular component: nucleolus.